CCUAAAAGAAAAUAAAAUCUUGUGGUGGAGGCUGAGGCAACAAAGCACCAACGCCUUAUCUUUCAAGAGGUUCGUCAAUCCGAAGCCAGGAAUUCCCAAUAAUCCCAAGAUUUCGACUUAAUUUUUGAUUUGGGAGUCUAAAUUUGCUCUCAAAGUUGAUUGAUCUCGCCUUCUACUCACUAAUCAUGGCUUCCAUUGUUGCUACUCUUCCUCCGCCAUUGUUGGCCCCUCGCAAAAGCUUUACUCUUCUGAACACUUCUCAGAAGCUCACUGCUUUCCCCAUUGCAAACAGGCGUUCUGGCAAUGUUGUUGUAAAGGCUGUUGGAGGGAGCUCGGAGUCUUCUACUUCCCUUGAUAUUAUUAAAUCUGUUCGAAAUGUUUGGGAUCAACCUGAAGACCGACUGGCGCUUUUCGGCCUGGGGUUUGCAGCUGUAGCAACUGUAUGGACAGCAACAAAUCUUGUUACGGCCAUUGACAAGCUGCCACUUCUUCCAGGUGUAUUAGAAUUCAUAGGAGCACUGGUUUCUUGGUGGUUUGUGUAUCGCUAUCUCUUGUUCAAGCCAAACCGGGAAGAGCUUUUGCAGAUAAUCAACAAGUCAAUAAUAGAUGUAUUUGGACAGUAAAUUGUUGUUUGUUGUAGAAGGCCUGAUUUGGACCAAUCUUCAUUAUAUUUCUUCUUUUUUACGAAGUGGUGAGUAAAGAGGGUUGGAUGCUGGGUUGAGUUGUAUUCAACAGUCGAGUGUGAAUUUUAAAUCAAAGGUGUUUGGUUCAUCAAUGCAUUGCAAUCCUAAAUCUUCAAUCUCUA
This is a messenger RNA of Benincasa hispida (wax gourd), 805 nucleotides long. Its product is annotated as CURVATURE THYLAKOID protein. Gene Ontology annotation, cellular component: thylakoid; chloroplast thylakoid membrane. The record is from RefSeq and is a predicted model, not a curated record. Lineage: Eukaryota; Viridiplantae; Streptophyta; Magnoliopsida; Cucurbitales; Cucurbitaceae.